AUGAUUUGGUCUUUUCCAUCAGCAGCAUGCAUGGAAAGGCGUGCAAGUGCCGGUGAAGCUUUGCUGAAUGCCAGUGACUAUCAGCACCUGGGAUCGAGCUAUGCCAUGAGCGAACUUGUCACUUUACAUCGGAACUCCGUGACUAAUGCGCGGCUGCGAACUUCCAUCCCCAACAAUCUGACUAUUGAAGAAGAAGGCGAGAAAUAUUUGGAUCACUGCGGAUCGCUGAAACGCAAUACAGUUGACUGCUUACGAGGAACUGAAGGAAGGGAGUUUUAUCCUCCAGCUUUAUUCAGACGGUUCGCCGGAAGUCCUUAUGCAAAGCAGAAUGUCGCCCAACAACGUCGUCGAAGUUGGACUCCAACUAAUCAAAAUUUAUUCAUCAGUUCACAGCAACAGGCAUGCUUCGUUCUGUUUGUCUUUGGUAUUUAG
This is a messenger RNA of Gongylonema pulchrum, 432 nucleotides long. NCBI's taxonomy places the organism in Eukaryota, Metazoa, Nematoda, Chromadorea, Rhabditida, Gongylonematidae. The record is from the annotation of a GenBank genome assembly.